AUGCAUUUCAGUCCUAGCCCUCCCACAGGCCUUGCGGUUUCCCGCGCAUCUCCCAUCUCCAUCCCCUUUGGCCCCCUGUUGGACGUGGUUCACAUCAAUGGCCCGGCCCGUCUGGAGUAUAGCGAGCAAGCGAGCGAGAGCGAGAGAUGCAAAUCAUACACCCCAAACCCCGUCGGGCGGAACUUGAAGGGCAACGCAAUCGCUUGCCAGCUCGCUGCCUGGCUUGCUCCAAGUGCUCAGGGACGUCAGGUACACUGCCAAAGUCUGCGUAGUAGUGUGCCGCCAGUGCCGCUGCAAACGACGCGAAAGAUGACGACGACGGAGAACCCGCUGUGUGGACAAUCCGAUGGUGACAGCCAGGCCGGUCGGCACGGCCGGCCGGCGGCGGCAUCGGUUGUGGAUGGCGCGUUUGGCAAACUGCUUCUGCGGAUGGCAGUGACAGCUCGGCGUGCGGAGCUGCAUGCGGGUGACGUCGAGACAACCGCCAGGAGGGGGGGCGCCGGCGGCAGCGCAUGCGAAUCUGAAGCCGGGCUGCUGUUGUUGCUGUUGCAGUGCUGUGCGGGCAGAGAGGGAUAA
This is a messenger RNA of Volvox carteri f. nagariensis, 576 nucleotides long. RefSeq lists its product as uncharacterized. The transcript is spliced from 6 exons. The record is from RefSeq and is a predicted model, not a curated record. NCBI's taxonomy places the organism in Eukaryota, Viridiplantae, Chlorophyta, Chlorophyceae, Chlamydomonadales, Volvocaceae. Bases 1 to 576 code for a protein of 191 amino acids.